Messenger RNA from Apis dorsata (giant honeybee), 2452 nucleotides. RefSeq names its product ATP-dependent RNA helicase dbp2-like. Lineage: Eukaryota; Metazoa; Arthropoda; Insecta; Hymenoptera; Apidae. The transcript is spliced from 6 exons. Gene Ontology annotation, cellular component: ribonucleoprotein complex; cytoplasm; nucleus. Gene Ontology annotation, molecular function: ATP binding; RNA helicase activity; RNA binding. The record is from RefSeq and is a predicted model, not a curated record. Bases 167 to 2020 code for a protein of 617 amino acids.
CUAUUUUCUAAUAUAAUACGACGCCAUGAUAUUUGUUUCACAGAUUCUCUUCGAAUCGUGUAACGAGUAGAGCAUACUUUUCCUUGAUUCUGAUCAUUGGUUUGUGUUUCUAUUAAGGAAAAUUUUUAUAAUUGUGAAUUUAAAAUAACACAGAUUUUCCUAAAAAAUGGCAUACCGUGAUCGUGAACGUAAUGAUAGAAGAGGAGGAGGAGCACGCGGUGGCCGUUUUAAUGGUCGAGAUGGAAAUAGUGGAGGUGGAAGAUUUAGUAGUAAUUCCAAUAGAGAUAGUAAUUUUGGAAACAAUAAUUUUAAAAACAGACAACCUGGAGAACGUUUACGGAAACCAAGAUGGGAUAUGAGUACAUUACAACCAUUUAGAAAAGACUUUUAUCAGCCACAUCCUAAUGUUACAACUCGAAGUUCACAUGUAGUUGAAGCUUAUCGUUCUGAUAAAGAAAUUACUGUGAAAGGAACAAAUGUGCCAGGUCCAAACAUAUAUUUUGAGGAAGGUGGAUUUCCAGAUUAUGUAUUAAAUGAAAUUCAUAGACAAGGUUUUGGAGAACCAACUGCAAUUCAGGCACAAGGUUGGCCUAUUGCUUUAUCUGGACGUGAUAUGGUUGGAAUUGCUCAAACUGGAUCUGGAAAAACAUUGGCAUAUAUUUUACCAGCAAUUGUACAUAUAAAUCAUCAACCAAGAUUAAACCGAAAUGAUGGACCUAUAGCUCUAAUUCUGGCACCAACAAGAGAACUUGCACAGCAAAUUCAACAAGUUGCAUCAGAUUUUGGUAUUUCAUCACAAGUAAGAAAUACUUGUAUUUUUGGUGGAGCUCCAAAAGGUCCUCAAGCUCGAGAUCUUGAACGAGGUGUUGAAAUUUGUAUAGCAACACCUGGACGUCUUAUUGAUUUUUUAGAACGAGGUACAACAAAUUUACGUAGAUGUACAUAUUUAGUACUUGAUGAGGCCGAUAGAAUGCUUGAUAUGGGUUUUGAACCACAAAUUAGAAAAAUUGUAGAACAAAUACGACCUGAUAGACAAACUCUUAUGUGGUCUGCAACAUGGCCAAAAGAAGUUCGUAAUCUUGCAGAAGAAUUUUUAACUGAUUAUAUACAAAUUAACAUUGGCUCUCUACAAUUAGCUGCUAAUCAUAAUAUUCUCCAAAUUGUUGAUGUAUGUGAAGAAUAUGAAAAAGAGGGUAAACUUAUGAAACUUUUAGAAGAAAUAUCAAAUGAACCAGAAAAUAAAACUAUCAUUUUUGUUGAAACUAAGAGAAAAGUAGAUGAUAUAACACGUGCAAUUAAUAGAUAUGGAUGGCAAGCAAUUGGCAUCCAUGGUGAUAAAAGUCAACAAGAAAGAGAUUAUGUAUUAAAUCAGUUCCGGAAUAGCAGAUCUGCCAUUCUAGUAGCUACAGAUGUUGCAGCAAGAGGAUUAGAUGUGGAAGAUGUUAAGUUUGUGAUAAAUUUGGAUUACCCGUCCAAUUCGGAAGAUUAUGUACAUCGGAUCGGACGUACAGGACGGUCACAGCGUACCGGAACUGCGUACGCAUUUUUCACUCCUGGUAACGCACACAAGGCUAGUGACUUAAUACAAGUUUUAGAAGAAGCAAAACAAGUUGUAAAUCCUAAAUUAUACGAAUUAUCGAGAAAUCCAGGCAUUUAUAAAAGAGGUCGUUAUGGAGGACGUAGCGGAGGUGGCAGUGGACGUGGUUCUGGAGGCCGCGGUGGCGGCGGUUCACGAGGUUCGCGAGGAGGUCGUGAUGGAGAUAGAGGUGGAAGAUUUGAUCGUUCUAAUAGUAGUAGUGGUGGAGACCGAGGAAAUAAAUGGAAUGGCACUAAUAGCAGUAUGACUUCAAAUAAAAAUUGUGGUAUGGGAGGUGGCAGUUAUAAUAGUAAAGUAUUUUCUCAAAACAAUUAUGGUGGAGGUUCUGGUGGUGGUUCCAACAGUUAUAGUCAAAAUGGUGGAUAUGGAGGAAGCGGGGGAGGAAGUAGUGGCAGUAAUUAUAGACAACAAAAUGGUUAUUAAUUUUAAGAAAUACUUAAAAAUAAUUAAUUUUAAGAAAAACUUUUAUGUAAUAUAGUAAAAAAACAAGAAAGAAAAAAAGAAACAGAAAAAUAUUCUAUUUCAAUAGAACAUGUUUUCUAUGUAGUGUAGUUUUUAUCAUGACUAAACAUGUUUUGUUCAAAUAGAAUAUUUUUUCUAUAUGACGUGCUUCUCGCGCUGACUAAACAUAAAAUAGAAUAAAAUUCACGUAAUAGCGAUUAAAACAAUAUAAUUAAAUGUAUUAGAAGGUUUAGAUUAUGAUAAUUUAAGGAUAUUCAUAAGCAUUCUUUUUUAUAAAAAAAAAAAAAAAAAGAAAAAAGAAAAAAAAUGUACAUGUAAAUGUAAUAGCAGAUCACAUUACUGCUGAUUUUUAACUUCGAUUUUUGCAAAUAUAACUAUAUUAUUUUCAUGGAA